Didymodactylos carnosus is the source of this 3261-nucleotide messenger RNA. The record is from the annotation of a GenBank genome assembly. Lineage: Eukaryota; Metazoa; Rotifera; Eurotatoria; Philodinida; Philodinidae.
AUGUCCGGAUCGACAAGACUACACGCAUCAGUUGAUGAUAUUAAUAAAGAUUAUUUAUCUCCACAUCGCGCAUCAACAAUGGUAUCAAUUGGUGGAAAUGAAUUACCAUUUGAAGAGUUACAUUAUGAGACAUUAAUAGAAUUAUUACAAGAAUUAGAUAGUGGUAGUGUAAGAAAACCAGAUAAUUUUAAUUCAUUACAUUUUUUAUUAUUAAUGUUAUAUGAUUCGGAUGGUAGACAACGUGAUCGAUAUCCAAUGUGGCGAUGGUAUUUUAGAAUAAAAAAGAAAUUAUUAACAAUGAAACAUUUGACAAUUGAAUAUAAAAAUUGUAAAGAAAUAAUUUUAACUGCUUUAGAACAUAUAUUUGAAAUAAAUAAAGAUGAAGAACAACAAAAAAGAUUAUUAUUUGCAGAUGUUCAUGUAGAUCAACAAUAUUUAACAUCACCUAUACAUGGUUUAUUUAAAAUAUAUACACCAUUACACAGUUAUUUGUAUAUGGAACUACAUGAUAAUCCAAUAUUGAAUUUAAAUGUUAAAUUAUUUAGUAUAUUUCAACAAAUAAUUCAAAAAUAUUAUUCAAUGGAAAAUUGUGAUCUAAUUCAUUUUGCUAUUGCUCAUAAAAAGUCACCAUUAUUAAAUAUUCUGUUUGAUAAUAUUGAUUGGUUAGAUUCAGCAAUAAAUUUGACAACAGAACGAGGUUGGUUACCAUUACAUUAUGCAUCAUUUGUUGGAGAUAAAGACACAGUUCGUACAAUAUGUAAUACACUGACAUUACCCACAUCUCAAGUUCAUGUUGAUACUAUAUCAUUAUUAAUUCCUAGUUUUAAAAUGAAAGAAUUUUCACUUAAUCCAAAUGAUUAUAUUUUGAAAGCAUGUGGUAUUGAAACGGUAAAUAAAAAACAUACAUCACAACAUGAGAAAGGAAAUUUAUCAAAAAAAAUUUCACCACAAGAUAGUAAUAGUAUAAUGAUGAGACAAAAUCAAUUACAACAACAAUUUCAAAUGCAUUCACAAAAUUCUGGACAUAAUAUAAAUAAUAAUAAUAAUAAUUUAAAUAAUACAAAUGAUAGUGAUAUUCCAGAUGCUGAUGAAUUAGAAUUAUCAUCAUUACCUUUAUUACAACGAGAUGAAUUUAUUGAAAAAAUAUUACAUGUUCAAGAUAAACAAUUACUUAUACCAUCACCAUUAAUUCUUGCUUGUAUUGCUACAUGUAGUGAUAAAUCUGAUUAUGAAGAAAUUGUUAAAAUUCUAUUAGAAUCACAUUUAGUAGAAUUUGAUGGACUUAAUCAUGAUUGUAUUUUAAAUAAAGUACUCGAUUAUAUGCAACAAGAACAAUAUGCACAAUUUCAAAAUGUACGAGUAUUUAGAGAUACAGAACAAGUGGGACCAUUUCCUUAUAUAUUCUAUCAAUUUGAUGGAUUUAUUGUUAAUCAGGAUGUUAAACCAUUAGCAGGUUCUAUUGGUAUGUCUGGUUCAUCAAUAACACUGACAACAUCAAAAGGUGAAGAAUCAGGAGCAUCAGAUGAUGGUAUUCAAAAUGAAAUGCCCAUUAGUGUACGAUGUUUUUUAACUGUACUUGUUCUAAGAGAUAUAUUUAUCCAAUAUCCAAGAUGGGAUUUUCAUUUAUUACGUGAAAAUAUCGAAGAAAAUUUUUUAGAAUUAGAACAAGCAUUGGGUUGUCGUCCAACGAUAUUGUAUCCCGAUGGUGAUAUUAUAACAUCUCGAAAACGUAGUAGUGUUACAUGGGAAGUAAUUAUGAGAUAUCGUUUGAGUAGUGAAGCAGGACAAUCUGUAUAUAUGCAAGUAGACUAUUAUUUUUUUGAUUCAUUUGGAGAUCCUCUAGCUGAUGCUAUUGCCAAUGUUUAUCAGACACCAUUUUAUCUAUCAUGUAUGACCGAUUCAACGGUAAUGAUGAAUAUUAUAUUUGAUAAUUUUUUUACAAGACGACAUUUACAUUGUUGGGGAACAAUAGCACAACGUCAAUUGGAACAUUGUUUUGAUGGUGUAUUACAAAUUAAAAAUAAUUAUACAACAUUUUUAGCAUUAUGUACAACAUUAAGUCGUUAUUAUCAAGUUGAAAAUGAUCCGUUUAUUGAAGAAAAUUCAUCAACAAUUCAACGUAUAUUUGUUCAUGCAUUUGCUUGUUGUGUUCGACGAAAUGCUAAAAUAGAAUUAGAUUAUUUGAUUAAAAAUCAUGCAUUAAUUUACUACGAUUCAUGUCGAACAAAACCAUCGGAUAUUCGACAUAAUAUAUUAACCUAUUGUGUGGUAAGAAAUUUAGCUACUGUAUUUGAUCAAUUAAUGAAUAAUAUGAAAACAUCAAUGUAUAAAACAUAUCAAAAUUCAACAAAUCCCGAUUGGCAACCACAUAUUGCCUGGAGAGAAAUAAUUCACGUUAUUAUCGAUCCAUUGUUGCAGCAAAUAAAUGAACAAAAUGAAUUUACAUUAUUAGCAUGUUAUGGUGAUAAUGGAAUACAUUUUACAUCAAUUGGUAGUGUACCUAUUCUACAUUCAACGGGUGAAGAAUAUGUUCGAUGUAUAAAAACACGUCAAAAUAUUAUAACGAAAGCAAAACGAAAAUUACCAAGAGCUCUGUCAGAUCUAAAUAAACGAGAAGCAAUGAGAAGACAAAGUCUUGAUCAAGAAGAUACACAAAGUCAUUCGGUAACGGUUGAUGGAGGAAAUAGUUCAAUAAAACCACCGCAUCAUGGAUCUAUUCAUAAAAUACAUCGAAAUAUAUUUAAAAAUGUAAAUAAUCGUCUAAAAUUCGGUACGAGCGAUAAAGGUUCAGAGAAAAAUCAUGCAGCAUUAUCAACAACAUCAUCAUUUGCACCUCAAUAUAAGAUACCACCAAUGGAUGAUAAUGAAACAUCAAUACCAGCAGAUGCAAUUAGUUUGCUACCCGAUCAAACUAACGAAAAUCAUGAUGUUAAACAAGAGAAAAAACAUGUCAGCGAUCAACAAUCAAAAUUUCAAUGGAAAUGUGCAAGAAAACUACAACGUCGUCAAACAAUUGAUUUGUCAACAUUUCGUCGUUCACCGGCUGGUAAAGCAGCACUAAGACACCUACAAGCUAUGUUAUUUCCGUUUAAUGAACAAUCGCCAUCACGUAGUAAAAAACGAUGGAAUGAUGGACAAGAUCAUUAUGACGAAGAAGAAUUAGUAAAUCUUCAACUGCAGACACGUUCUCGAACACCAUCAAGAGAUAGUACUAGUGUAUUACAGUCUACCGAUCAUGUGAACAAUACUGAUAUAUCGUAA